Fusarium musae is the source of this 1815-nucleotide messenger RNA. RefSeq lists its product as uncharacterized. The record is from RefSeq and is a predicted model, not a curated record. Gene Ontology annotation, cellular component: acetolactate synthase complex; mitochondrion. NCBI's taxonomy places the organism in Eukaryota, Fungi, Ascomycota, Sordariomycetes, Hypocreales, Nectriaceae. Bases 1 to 1815 code for a protein of 604 amino acids. The transcript is spliced from 3 exons. Gene Ontology annotation, biological process: L-valine biosynthetic process. Gene Ontology annotation, molecular function: acetolactate synthase activity; thiamine pyrophosphate binding; flavin adenine dinucleotide binding.
AUGAGAUUAGAAGCUCAAACCACAGAAUCAGAUCGUACAGAUCCUGCAUCAGCAAAGCCCAGCAUGUACACUACAUCCUUCGCCUUUUUUGAGGCCCUGGUCGAAGCAGGCGUCAAGAACUGCUUCGUCAAUCUCGGGUCUGACCAUCCUAGUAUUCUUGAGGCCAUGGUCAGAGGCCAGCGGGAACUGAAGGAUAAAUUUCCCAGGAUCAUCACGUGCCCUAAUGAAAUGGUUGCGCUGUCCAUGGCAGAUGGAUACGCGAGAUUGAGUGGUGAGGCGCAGUGUGUUAUUGUGCACGUUGAUGUCGGGACUUCUGCUCUCGCGGCUGCUAUUCACAACGCUGCUAUGGGAAGAGCGCCGGUUUUGAUCUUUGCGGGAUUAUCGCCUUAUUCUAUUGAGGGAGAACUUCUCGGUUCGAGGACUGAGUUUAUCCACUGGAUUCAAGAUGUUCCUGACCAGAAGCAAAUUGUCUCCCAAUACUGCCGAUAUGUCGGUGAGAUCAAGACUGGAAAAAACGUUAAGCAAAUGGUCCGUCGCGCCCUCCAACUCGCAACAAGCCAUCCCCAAGGACCCUCCUAUCUCAUGGGCGCCCGCGAAGUCAUGGAAGAGACAAUUGAGCCAUACACCAUCAACUCCGCCUUCUGGAAACCCGUCGCACCCGCAGCCCUGCCCCAAUCUGCCGUGCAAGAAAUCGCAGAAGCGUUGGUCAACGCCUCCGACCCAUUAGUCAUCGUCGGUUUCACAGGUCGAAACCACGCAGCUGUUGAACCUCUUGUCGCACUAGCGAACACCAUCAAGGGCUUGAGGGUUCUUGAUACGGGAUGCUCGGAUAUGUGCUUCCCUGCUGAUCAUCCUGGCUGGCUGGGUAUGAAGUACGGCGUUGACUCGGCGAUUCAGAACGCGGAUGUUUUUCUUAUUCUGGAUUGUGAUGUCCCGUGGAUUAACAAGCUUUGUAAGCCCAAGAAAGACGCGAGGAUCUUUCAUCUUGAUGUUGAUCCGUUGAAGGAGAGCAUGUUGGUGUUUUACAUUGAUGCUGAGCAGCGAUAUCGCGUUGAUGCGGAGACGUCACUGCGACAGAUCACAGAUUAUCUCAGAGCAUCGCUGUCUGAGAAACUUGCUACCGCUGAGUUUGAUCGUCGGGAACAGGCUCUUCAAAAGUCUUAUACAGAGCGUAUUCAAGCUCUUGAUGCAAAGGCCAAGCCUCUUGAUUCAGGAAAGCUUACAACAGACUACGUCUGCUCAACUCUACGCGCCAAGCUACCCGAAGACACAAUCUGGGCCGUCGAGGCUAUCACAAACAUGAUCUCAGUCUCAGACCAAAUCCGAGCUACAAUCCCCGGCCAAUGGAUCCACUGCGGUGGCGGCGGUCUCGGCUGGUCCGGCGGCGGAGCCCUCGGGAUAAAACUCGCCGCCGACGCAGCAGACGCUCUCAUCCCCAACAAGCGCAAACGCUACGUUGUUCAAAUCGUAGGCGACGGAUCAUACAUGUUCUCUGUACCUUCAAGCGUAUACUGGAUCUCCGCCCGCUACGGCAUCCCCGUUCUAACCAUCGUGUUGAACAACCUUGGCUGGAAUGCGCCCAAGAGAUCGAUGUUGCUGGUUCAUCCUGAUGGACCUGCUUCGAGGGCGACGAAUGAGGAGUUGAAUAUCUCGUUUGCGCCGAGUCCAGACUAUGCGGGUAUUGCCAAGGCUGCGAGCAACGGAGUCAUCUUUGGUGCGAGGGUCGCUGACAUCUCAGAGUUUCAGAGUGCGUUGGCUGGUGCGGUUGAGAGCUUGGAUAGAGGCGUGUCUGCUGUGUUGGACGUGGCCAUUUAA